Sardina pilchardus (European sardine) is the source of this 3333-nucleotide messenger RNA. RefSeq lists its product as uncharacterized. The record is from RefSeq and is a predicted model, not a curated record. The transcript has 3 exons. Bases 137 to 3262 code for a protein of 1041 amino acids. NCBI's taxonomy places the organism in Eukaryota, Metazoa, Chordata, Actinopteri, Clupeiformes, Clupeidae.
UGGUGUAUCAGAAGAGCAGAUCCAAUGUAAUAUUCAGGAGACAUUGAGAAGACUCAACAUCCUCCCACCCACCACUGGCUCUGAUGAGUUAAGCACUGCUAUUGCAAAGGACGUAGUGUUGAAGAUUAAUUCAACUAUGGCUGAGGUUAAGAGGGCAGCUCCAGAGUUGUCAAACCUUGCUACUCUCAAGAAGGUUGCCAGCACUGAUACGCUUGUUAAAGAGGUCAGUCAGAAGCUGGAUGCUUUCAUAAAUGGAGAGGUUCCUGCAAAAGGCCAGGUAGGCUCUGACAACAACAUCAAUUUGGCUUUAGCCUCAACUGUGGGAGAAGCAAUGACUAAAGUCAUCAACACCAUGGAAACCUGCUUGGAGGGACAUGAUGGUGACAAGCCUGCAAAGAGGUGGCUGGCAUCUGUCAAAUCAAUUGUUGAAUCUUUGACAUGUCAAAAUGGCUGUGUUAACCUGUGUCCACCACAUGCAAAGGAUCUGGAAGUCAACACAGAGUGCAAAGAACUGGGUGGUCAAAGCCGAACACCUCAGCCAUGUAUCACGCCAGCGGUCAUUGCGGUCAGUGAAGUCCUCGUUGAUAAAAUGAAAAGUUGUCACUCUGCUCCAUCAAGUACAGGCUGUGCAGAGGAAACAGUAAAAAAUGAUCAUAUAUCUAGAUUUUUUCUUCAGCCCAUUGAGGAGACUGCUGCUGGUGUCAUUGAGACCUUUGUAAAGGAGAUGAAAACUGUUGUUCAGUCGUUAGCAGAGAGAACUUGCACUGUGGAUAAUGGAGAUUUAGUUCAGACUGAUGCCAGUCUGGCAAAAAAGAACCAGGUUCAAAUAGAAGCAAAAAAGAUUUAUUACAAAAUCAUGAUGAAAUUGAAAGUGUUUUUUGGACAACUUCCCUUUCAGCAAGGCCAAACCAUUGCCUCUGAUUUGUUGAAUGUGGAUGACACGGCAGAAUCACCAGGACUUGAAAGACAGACCCAGAGUGAGCAAGUUCUUGUUGUGACUAGACCACUGGGUUCUGGUGCACUCAGUAAGGUGCACAGUGACCAUGGUGGUCCAUUUAGUCCAAUUCUGCUCAACACCUGCACUAAGGAUGUCUUGAAAGCAGUUAUUUCAUCCUACCUUGAACCUUUGAAACAAGGUCAAAAAUCAAUUGUGCAAGGAACAUCGGUACCUGUGCCAUCAGCCAACAGCAGCGAUGAGGACAGUCUCCUUUUCUACUUGAACGAUUUGACUUCCUCAAGCUUUUCAAUCUCUGAGGAUAGCUUCAGUACCUUUCAAUCCGACUUGACAGGAGACAGUACCAGUGAAAAGUUCAAGGAUGUGUCCAUUCCAUUCAUGAAAAAAUUAUCAAGAGUGGAAUUUCAGCUUAACGCUUUUGAAGAAGUAACCAACGUUUUAGCUACCUUUCUCCGAAGUCACACAUCUCUGCAGUCUCGUGUCUCCAACAACAGCUGUGAGAAAGAUAAUCUGACUAGCAUGCCAUGGCUUGAUUACUUCUCUAAAAAUCUGGAUUCUGUUGCCAUGGACGUCAUUGAUCAGAUUGUUUAUGAGUCCCUUCUAGUAGAUGGUAGUUGUUCCACUAUAUCUGAUGGUCAAACCAGUAUCAAGGGCUCUGAUGAAGUAGUUGCUCCCUUAACUGAUGCCAUCCACAAACUUUGCCAUGAUGAUCUACAUACUCAAGUAGCCAAAGAUGUGGGCCAGGUUCUGCUGCAAUCUGCCGAAUCAUUCACAGGGUCAGCCAGCCACCUGUCCGUACAAACGACUGCAUCAGAUGUGGUCGAGACAGUAGUUGGAGGCAUACAGGCGAUUUUGCAUUCCACAUCAGGCAAGACUAGUGCCAGCUCUGAUGUCAAAGGGGCCAGUGAGAGAAGUUUGCCCAAUUUUGGACUGAAAAAUAUCAAACAUUUUAACUCUACCAUGUUGAGUGUAACCUGUGAGAUGUUUAGGGGGCUCCAAGAGAAAGUUAAGAACUUCUUGACUAAGAACUUGCAACAGACCAAAGACUGCACAGAAAGUAAUGCAAAACAGACAAUUAGUAAUGCUCUUGUUUGCAUUAAAGACCUUCGCAUUUCGAGGGAUUCACAGAGAUCAGAGGAUCUCAAAAUGGUGCAUGACAUUUUGAAUUUGAUGCUGAAUAAUAUCACAGAAGUAGUUGGUGAAACAGGUCAAGACAUCACUGAGACAUCCUCAGAGGAAACAGAGAGCAGAAUGUCACUGAGUACAUGGUCGAAAUCCACUGAAGGGAGCUCCACUGAAGAUAGCUUACCUCGCACAAUGACCAUUUCUGAGGUGGAUGGCAGAGGUAAUAUAAUCAGACAGAAGCACUUUCGUGUGAGAAAUUCAAUGGAAAAUGGAUCCCAUGGUGGUAUAUCUCUGGACACAAUUGUCAGUGUCGUAAAGACAGUCAGUGAGAGACAUGGUUUGGAGGAUGAGGCAUGUAGUUCCUCUCAGCAUGGAGAUCUCAAUCUAGUUACUGAGAAGAUCCAGGAGUCCCUCUCCAACUUAACUGCAAGCCCUCAGGACCUGGUUGGUAAGAUUUAUGAUCUCUUCAGGGAGGAUAGCAGCAGUGGCCCUCACAAGUGUGUUUCGGACACAGUGCUUUUGAAGUUUCGGGACGAUGAACAUUUGAAGAAGCAGAUUGCCUCUCAGCUUGUUCAUAGCUAUGCAGAGGAGACAGCGAAGCACUUCCUUCUCCCUUGUUUCAAGCUUCCUGCCUCUGGGACCAUGGAACAGUCUGGUUCUUUGGCUCCAGCUUCUGCUUCAGCCUCUUGUCCUGGCUUCAUAUCUGGAGAGGUGCUAGAUGGACAAGACACACACACCUCCAAGUCUCCAUCAGAGUUGCUAACUGGCAUUCUGAAGGUACUGACUGAUGCGAUGGUGAGGGAUGUGAUGUAUAGCUUUUCCUCCCUGGCAUCAAAGGUGGAUACAGUUUGUGAAAAUCAAACCAAAAACUCUUCCAAUGCCUCUCAGAAAAAGAAGAGCAAGACAAUCAAAAUGGGAAUUCUUCAAUUCCUACAAAAAAUACCUAAAGUCAAGAUCUUUCAUAAGAAAUGUAAGACAGGGCUCAUCAAAAAGGAGCUUGCCCCUGACAGCAGAUUCCAUGCUGAUAUUGUUGCAGAGUCCACUGGUGCUGUCGUCCAACCUUGUGAGGAUGCUACACACCCAGAGCAGGCCACAAAGGAACAGAAGCCUCAGAAAUCCUCAUGCUUCUCAAGACUCAUUGCUGCUGUAAUGAGGAAGAAGUCUAGAGUCAGUCCAGUGUAACUUGCAUAAAUCAGUCUAGAGGAAGUCUAGAAUCAGGCAAAACACAGUACAUUGCAUUAAUACAAAUUUUA